Molecule: messenger RNA, 1125 nt
Organism: Carassius carassius (crucian carp)
Lineage: Eukaryota; Metazoa; Chordata; Actinopteri; Cypriniformes; Cyprinidae
Gene: fmoda
Product: fibromodulin a
Exons: 2
Coding region: 43-1077 (344 amino acids)
Molecular function (GO): protein binding
Source: RefSeq, a predicted model, not a curated record
CUUUCUUUCUGUCUGCAGCUGUCAAGUAUUUUGCCAGUGACAAUGUGGCUCAUCACUUUCCUGCUUUUGGGGCUUCUAAAGUUCUCUCUGGCUCAGGACAGAGAUCCUUUCCAGUGGCUUUCAUCCCUGCACAGCCGUGGUUACGCAUCUCUGCAGGCCGACAACACUGGAGGAGAAUGUCCUGAGGAGUGCGACUGUCCUCCAACCUUCCCAAUUGCCAUGUACUGUGACAACCGCAACAUGAAAAAAAUGCCUUACAUCCCAUCCAGGAUGAAGUAUGUGUACCUGCAACACAAUCAGAUCAUCUCUGUUCCAGAUAACGCUUUUGGAAAUGCCACCAACCUUGUGUGGGUUAUGUUGCAUGAGAAUCAUAUUAACUCAGUGGGCAAGCAAGCUUUUGCUAAACUGGUGAACUUGGAUCGCCUGUACCUGAACAACAACAACCUAACCGAGAUGCCAUCCAACCUGCCUCGCUCAUUACGUGACCUUCGUCUCAAUCACAAUAAAAUCACCAAGAUGCCCCCUAACGCUUUUGAGGGCAUGGAGAAUUUGACCAUACUUUUGCUUCAUAACAACGGUCUCCAGGAUAUUGGUGGUGGCCUGAAAGGUCUGAAGUCGUUAACUCUGCUGGAUGUUAGCAGUAACCAGCUCAAGAAGGUUCCUAAUGGUCUCCCUGAGAUGCUUCACCAGCUCUACCUAGAGUCCAACUCCAUCGAAGCAGUUCCAGAGAACUUCCUCAGCCAGUUCACCAAUCUACAGUAUAUGCGUAUUUCUCACAAUCAUCUCACAAACAAAGGCAUCCCUCAAAACACUUUUAACAACAGCGGUCUGGUGGAGCUGGAUUUGUCCUUCAACAAGUUGGAGAUCAUCCCUGUUGUUAGUACUAAUCUGCAACAUCUUUAUCUACAGGCCAAUCAGAUCAAAGAGUUUACAUUGGGCAGUUUCUGCAGUGUGGUGGAUGUCAUGAAUUUCUCCAAGCUGAGAGUCUUGAGACUGGAAGGAAAUGAGAUCAGUGCUAGAGACAUGCCCUCUGAAGCUGCCCUUUGUCUUCGUCUGGCUACUGAUAUUGCAGUGUAAUGGCAGUUACCAAUCAGCAGGGGGCUCUUUUGUUUUUCUCCAACAUAA